This is a messenger RNA of Scophthalmus maximus (turbot), 4843 nucleotides long. It is a transcript of the gene phka1a, whose product is annotated as phosphorylase kinase, alpha 1a (muscle). Gene Ontology annotation, biological process: glycogen metabolic process. The transcript is spliced from 35 exons. Lineage: Eukaryota; Metazoa; Chordata; Actinopteri; Pleuronectiformes; Scophthalmidae. The record is from RefSeq and is a predicted model, not a curated record. The coding region runs from base 280 to 4074 and encodes 1264 amino acids. Gene Ontology annotation, cellular component: phosphorylase kinase complex. Gene Ontology annotation, molecular function: calmodulin binding.
UAACUUACCUGCAGCUUCAAGUUACAACACUUGCUCUGUCCUCCGGUUGCAGCUGCUGACAAAUACAUACGUAUACACAUUCAUAUUUUCAUAUAUAUAUAUUUUGAAUGACAUCCAUGUGGCAGCUUCUCCUGGACGCCCCGGUAAAGCUGUCUUCCUCCUCGGCUUGACGAGCCAUGACUUCCCCGUCGACGGUUUGACCACUUUUCUGUUUAGCUUUCUUGGCGUGUUGCUCUGUUUGAAUCGAAGCGACGCGUUUCGACCACCGAGGUGUCAACCAUGAGGAGUCGCAGCAACUCGGGCGUGAAGCUGGACAACUAUGCCCGCAUGGUGCAGCAGACGAUCCUCAAGCACCAGGAUCCAGUGACGGGUCUGUUGCCGGGCAGCCCGGACCAGCCGGACGCCUGGGUCCGAGACAACGUCUACAGCGUCCUGUCGGUGUGGGCCCUCAGUCUCGCCUACAGGAAGAACGCUGACCGGGACGAAGACAAGGCCAAGGCCUAUGAACUGGAGCAGAGUGUGGUGAAGCUGAUGAGAGGAGUCCUCCAGUGUAUGAUGAGGCAGCUCGACAAGGUGGAGAAGUUCAAGUACAGCCGAAGCACCUCGGACUCGCUCCACGCCAAGUACAACACCAGGACCUGCGCUCCGGUCGUCGGGGACGACCAGUGGGGUCACCUGCAGGUCGACGCCACCUCGCUCUUCCUCUUCUACCUCGCCCAGAUGACGGCAUCCGGUCUUCACAUCGUCUACACGCAGGACGAGGUGGACGUGGUCCAGAAUCUCAUGUUCUACAUCGAGGCAGCGUACAAAGUGGCAGAUUAUGGGAUGUGGGAAAGAGGAGACAAAACCAACCAGGGCAUCAUUGAGAUCAACGCCAGCUCCAUCGGCAUGGCCAAGGCGGCUCUGGAGGCCUUGGACGACCUCAACCUGUUCGGGGCUAAAGGAGGACCUGGGUCUGUGGUGCACGCUCUGGCUGACGACAUCCAGCACUGCCAGUCCAUCCUGACCUCCAUGUUGCCCAGAGCCUCCAUCUCUAAGGAGGUGGACGCCGGCGUCCUGUCCAUCAUCUCGUAUCCGGCGUUCGCUGUCGAGGACAUGAACAUCGUCAACAUGACCAAGGAGGAGAUCAUCUCCAAACUCCAGGGUCGGUACGGCUGCUGCAGGUUCCUCCGAGACGGACACAAAACACCCAAAGAGGAUCCCAACCGGCUGUAUUACGAGUCUGCAGAGCUGAAGCUGUUCGAGAACAUCGAGUGCGAGUGGCCACUGUUCUGGACCUACCUCAUCCUGGACGGCAUUUUCAUCAACAGUCCUGAACAGGUGCAGGAAUACCAGGAAGCUCUGGAGGGAAUCCUGAUCAAACAGAAGGACGGGAUGCGACUGGUCCCGGAGCUCUACAGCGUCCCGGCGGACAAGGUGGAGGAGGAGAUCCUGAACCCUCACACUGUGGAGAGAGUCCCCAUGGGAAAGUGUCCUCUGAAGUGGGGACAGUCUCUGUACAUCCUGGGAAACCUUCUGUCUGAGGGUUUUCUUGCCCCCGGAGAGAUUGACCCUCUGAACCGCCGGUUCUCCACAGUCCCGAAGCCGGACGUGGUCGUACAGGUGUCCAUCCUGGCGGAGACGGAGGAGAUCAAACAGCUGCUGGUGAAGAACGGUAUCGAGGUGGAGACCGUGGCCGACAUCCAUCCCAUCCACGUGCAGCCCUCCAGAGUCCUGAGCCACAUCUACGCCCGACUAGGACGUAACCCGAGGCUGGGUCUGACGGGACGGCCCUACCGGAGAAUCGGAGUUCUGGGAACCUCCAAGUUCUACAUUAUCCGGAACACCAUGUUCUCAUUCACACCUCAGUUCAUCGACCACCAGCAGUUCUACUUGGCGUUGGACAACAAGAUGAUCGUGGAGAUGUUGAGGACGGAGAUCUCGUACCUCUCGUCCAGAUGGAGGAUGACGGGACGUCCCACCGUCACAUUUCCCAUUUCGCAGACGAUGCUGACCGAAGACCACACAGACCUGGACCCUGCCGUCUUGGCGACACUGAAGAAGUUACAGGAUGGAUACUACGGAGGAUCUAGGAUCCAGACGGGGAAGCUGUCGGAGUUCUUGACCACUUCCUGUUUCGCCCACCUCAGUUUCCUGGACGGUAAGGGUCCCGUCAGCAUGGGCCACGACCACGAGGAGUAUGAUGAGGGUAGCGACGAUGGACUCAUGCAUGAGUUACAUUAUGACGAUGAGGCCGACGACCUGGCUCAGUACCUGGACCACCUGUUGGCCCACGCCGGCCCGAAGAAGCCCAAGCAGCAGGUCGGCGGUCUGGGCAGGUUCAAGGCUGUCGCCACCAAGACCAAGGCGAUGGUGUCUCUGAUGAACAAGGCUCAGGAGCUCAACGUUCACAAUGUGAACAUGUACCUGCCGAACAAACUGUUCCACUCUCCUCAGCCGUCGCUCAACCUGAACCUGCCCGACUCGUCUGAGCCACAACAAACUCUGGCUCCGGACGUGCAGGUCACAGCGGAGAGCGGCGUUCCCAGAGAAGCCGGCGGAGGCAUCGAUUACGUCGCUUUGGUCCAGCUGCUGACCGACACGCAGAGUCUCCAGGACCAGGCGGACAUCCUCUUCAUCCUCUUCAAAGACAAGGGAAUGGACUGGGACACUCAGCUGCACGGCAAAGGCUCCACGGUGCGAUCGCUGCUGACCGACCUCUACGAGAAGGCGGGCGAUUUCAAGCUCUGGGGCCUCAUCAGGAUGAUCUCGGGAAUGCUGAGGAAGAAGGUGGAGGAGCUCGACUCGGCCUGCUCUGAUUUGCUGGCGCACCAGAAGCACCUGACGGUGGGUUUACCUCCGGAGCCCCGAGAGAAAGCCAUCACCGCUCCCAUUCCUCUGGACCAGCUGGCAACGCUCAUCGACGAGGCCAGCGACAACAACAUCAGCGUGGCCAUUCUCACUCAGGAGAUCAUGGUGUACCUGGCCAUGAGCAUCAGGACUCAGCCGGGUCUGUUCAGCGAGAUGUUCCGGCUCCGUAUCGGCCUCAUCAUCCAGGUCAUGGCCACCGAACUCGCCCAGUCGCUCAACUGCUCCGGAGAGGAGGCCACUGAGAGUCUGAUGAGCUUGAGUCCGUCGGAACUGAAGAAUCUGCUGCACCACAUCCUCAGCGGGAAAGAGUUUGGAGUCCAACGCAGCAUGCGAGAGAUGGACGUGGGCGUGAGUCCCGCCAUCUCCAUCCAUCACCUGGGCAACGUGGGCGCCACCAAGAGCGAGCGAGCCGGCAUCAGCAAACUGAAGAGCGACAUGAAGAUGCUGGAACACAGGUCGUCUCUGACGGAGCCGAGCAAGGCCGACCACAGGUUUUCCCUGACGGAUCCGUUCAAGGACCCCAGGCUUCCGUUAUCAGACCCUGUCACAGAGACGGACCGCAGGGGGUCGUUGACUGACUCGGUCAAGGGCGUCCGAUCUCAGUCGCUGGACAUAGGAAACAUCGAAUCCGGGAGGUACAGGCUGCCGUCCAUAGAAUCUCUGGACAUCCCCGAGUGCGUUCCGGUCUCCAGGGACACCAGACACGGCCAGUGGCUGCGCAGGAGGCGUCUGGACGGCGCCCUGAACCGAGUCCCCGUCGGGUUCUACCAGAAAGUCUGGAAGAUCCUGCAGAAGUGCCACGGUCUCUCCAUCGAGGGAUUCGUCCUUCCUUCUUCCACCACCAGAGAGAUGACGCCUGGAGAAAUCAAGUUCUCCGUCCACGUGGAGACGGUCCUGAAUCGCGUCCCUCAGCCCGAGUACCGGCAGCUGCUGGUGGAGGCCAUCCUGGUGCUCACCAUGCUGGCCGACGUGGACAUCCCGAGCAUCGGCUCCAUCAUCCACAUCGAGAAGAUCGUCCACCUGGCGAACGACAUGUUCUUCAAAGACCAGAUGGACCUGGGAGCGUCGGAGCAUAUCCUGGACCGCGACCCGUCCACCGGAGUGUGCCGGCUGCUGUACGACAGCGCCCCCAGUGGCCGCUUCGGGAGCAUGACCUACCUCACCAAGGCCGUGGCGGUGUACGUGCAGGACCUGCUGCCCAGCGGCUCGUGCGCCGUGCAGUGAGACGCCGCCGCCGGAACACCGCUCGACUGAAACUGUAAAAGCUGAGACACACAACAUUGUUACUUUAAAAUGAUAAUAUAAUAAUAAUAAUAAUAAUAUAAUAUGAAUGUGUGUUGACAGAAACCAGUUUAGCUGGAGGUUUUUUGAGAUACACGUUGGGAAAUUCUUUCCCCCUAGUUAGACGAUAAAAUGUAUGGUUUUUUGGAAGGCUAGCAGUUUCCUACUGCUCUCAGUCUUUGUGCUAAGCUAAGCUAACUGGCACAAAGAGCUUAUUUCCCUCUAAAAUAAAAUGAAGGUUCAUAAUAGGAUUGACGCAUAUUUUCACUACAUGCGUUUUGUUACUGAGCAUUUCAUUUAAAUUUGAAAAAACAGUCAUCGGAUCAAGCGGACACAUCGAACAACGGGUUUAGCAUCCUCGUCUCCAUGGCAACACAGAGACCGAAUCAUCUCCUCACUUACGGGAAUUCUAAAUUACAGAUUGAACACAAGAUUGUGUCGCGUGAGUCGGAGGAAGCACGAGACCUCGUGUCACUUUACCUCAGAUCCUUCCUGCUGUGUCAUGUAGAGAAUAAUCGUUAAUAUAAAAAGAAUUGAUCAAUCCAUCGACUAUUUAUUUAAUAUUUCUUAAACGAAAGAUGUUUGACGCCUUAACGUCGUCGCACUUUGUGUGAACGUUUGUUAGAUUUUAACUUUUCACUUGGAGCAAGUAUGAGACUUUUUCUUUUAUUGUGUGUUUUUGUUUUUGUUGGAAAUUAAAACUUUAAAGCAG